UCAAACUAUCGUCUCAAGCAAAAGAGGUGCUUGCUAAGGAGUAUCUUUGGAUAACUUUUAUUUGCUUCCAGCAGUGCAUGUCAAAAAUAUAAUCCACGAUUGCAGUGAUCUUUCUCCCCUCUCAAACGCAAGAUACUCAGCACAUACACUCCAAAAAAUCGGUGCGGUGCAAUAUGGCGACAACUGAAUCUGAGCUUCAGACCAAUUUGGACAACGUUAACUUUGGCGACAAGGUUAAUGAAGUUUCCGAGAACGUUAGGAAAGUGAUUCAAAAUUUGCUCCCACAAAUUCUAAAAGGAGUCAAUCUAAAUGGUUCGGGAGUGAAUCAACUUCGUGAAUUGGGAUGGGAAACGGGGACGUUUGAGCAACAGUUUCGUGACCGUUUUCAACAAAUCGGACGGAGGGUGUCGAAUAUCCAUCCCGUCGUCAAUUCAUGGAUUCAAUUUGCAAAGAAUUAUGCUGCGGAGAACCCCAUGACCGCGCUCACCGCCCUGGCUCUGGCAAUAACAUGUGCAAUUCCAGUCGUGGUCUUUCUCACAUUUGCUUUGAUUACGCUGUUGGUUACUUUCACCGGCUUUCUCUUUGUUGAAGGAACGAUCCUGGGUUUCGCAGCAAUGCUACUGGGAGGCAUUUUACUCGUCGUGGGUGGCAUCACUUUGUCAUUCGUUUCAUUCGUGCUUGUGUCUUACUUUGUGAUCACCAAGAUUUACACCAAACUCACUGGCGAUCCUGCUCCUCACAGGUUUCUGACAAAAGUUCCAUACAUUGGUCACCUUUUUGCAAAUAUGGAUCAUCUUGGAAGCAAUGGGGACGCCCCUAAAGUUCCGAACGGAAGUAAUGAAGACGAGCCCCCAAGUGAUGAAAGCUUGGCUCACACCGAUUAAUUAAUAUUGUUGCUCAAGUUAUAAAUACGAUGAUAAAAGAUUUGAUCAUUCCUCUACAAAUUAUUUCGACCUACUGUAAUAAUUAUCUAUUAAUAAUAUAUAUAACCGAAAAACCUCGCCGACGGGCAAGAUGACAAAAUGAUAUAAUAUACACAACGACUGAAAUUUGUAUUUAAAUAGAAUGGGAAUUUCUAAGGUUUGUUCAACUCAUAGUUUGACUCGAAGCGGCGACUAUUUAUUUGGAACUUGGUAAUAUGUUAGUACAAGUGUUAUGUUAUGUAUGUACAUAAUCGCAUCAUAUCAAUUGUUGAAUCCUUUUGUUGUUGAAAAAGUGUCACAAAAAUGUUGCUAUGUUUUUGUUUGGUAAUUAGCGGUUAUAAUAAAUAUUGUUUCUCAGUUA
This is a messenger RNA of Folsomia candida, 1284 nucleotides long. RefSeq lists its product as uncharacterized. Lineage: Eukaryota; Metazoa; Arthropoda; Collembola; Entomobryomorpha; Isotomidae. The record is from RefSeq and is a predicted model, not a curated record. Bases 174 to 884 code for a protein of 236 amino acids. The transcript has 4 exons.